Messenger RNA from Cucurbita pepo subsp. pepo (vegetable marrow), 615 nucleotides. RefSeq lists its product as uncharacterized. Lineage: Eukaryota; Viridiplantae; Streptophyta; Magnoliopsida; Cucurbitales; Cucurbitaceae. The record is from RefSeq and is a predicted model, not a curated record.
AUGGAAAUCGAGCGAAAGAAAGCUAUGGCGGCGAAGAAAUUCUGGAAUAUGGUACGAGCAAUCGUGUUGAUGCUGCGUAAGGAGUUAUCCAAGAGUCGAAUUAUAAUGUCCGAUCUCCAUUUGAUGAUGAAGAGAGGCAAACUCGCGGGAAAGGCCAUGUUAAAUCUGAUGCAUCUCCACCAGAUCUCCGGCAGUCUUAAUCGCCAAACGGCCACCGACAUAGCUCAUUCCUUCGCUAUUGCUCCACAGGAUUACGAGUUUAGUUGCAGCAACAGCCCUGCUUUUCCAGCGCUGCAGCUCUACGGCAAGCGUGGAGGCAAGCACCACCACAAGUACAGCGAAGUUACCACCGUCAGUGCCGUUAAACGAGUGCUGGAGAUGCUGAACAACGAAGCUACAUCAACGACGGAUGUGGCGUCGCCUAUGGUGACGCUCGGGAUGAGUCCGAUGGUUAGGGUAACAGACUCGCCGUUUCCAGUUAAGGACGAGGGGGACCACAAGGUGGACGAAGCGGCAGAGGCGUUUAUCAAACGGUUUUACAGUAACCUGAAACAGCAGAGGGUAAAAGCGGCCUUGGAAUCUCCGUCGCCGUACCACCGUAUGUGGGGCCGAUGA